AUCUUCCGUCCUAGGAUUUGCACCUCGGCAAAAACCCUUGGGUCACGUCCUGCUCCGCGCCUGACUGCUUCAGCCACCGCCUUGCGAGUCUGUCUCCUUUGCCGGAUGCGUGCACGGGCCUUCUGGAGUCUACGGCUGACACCUCGCAUUCCACUCAGCUGAUGUCCGUCAAGGAUACGAUUUCGGACUUGUUUAUAUCUCCUCAUCCUCUCUUCGGCCGCGCAUCCUUCACUUUCUCGCGGGCCUCCGUCCCGAGCUCUGAUAUCCCGCCUUCAUCAUGCUCGUUCUUGCGUUUCCCGAGCAGUUGGGACACUUCGGCGUGUACGUUUCGGGCUUUCCGCAGAGGUAGCAGAAUACUCUGCGUUCCUUUGCCAUACACUCUCGGAACCCGUGGUCAACUUCUCCGCAAUUCCAGCAGCCCAGCCUCGGCUUCGCUGUCAGGUGGGUUUCCUCAACCAUCACCUCUUCCUAUCCUUCCAACAGCUCCGAAUCUGGCUCUAUCUCCUCGACUCGCUUCCCGGAUUGUUGGAACUUCUGCGACGGGCGAAAAGCUGACCUUCGCUCGCGUCUGCGGAAAUGGUACUCCACCUCUUCCCACUCUUCCCUCAGCUGCUCCAGGUUCCGGACUCGGAUCGCGUACACAUCGCGAUCUCCUCCUCGAGUCCCUUCUUGACGACUCUGACCAUUUCGGAAUCCGCUAUUGGUGUGUUCAAUCUUGCUGCCAGCCUCCGCAUCGCUCGAAAGUAGUCUUCCACCGAUUCUUCAGGUUCUUGGCGUCGCUCAUGCAACGCACGCAGCCGCUCGUACUGCCCACCUACUGCACGGAAUCGUCCACCAACUCGUCCUUUAAGUCCUCCCAGACUUCUGGAGGCCUCUCUCGUACAAACUGCCAGUACCACUCGGCAGCCCGUCCUCUCACCAGAUGGUGAAAAUUAUCCAGGACUUCGUCCCACGAGCGUCGACUCUGCCUCUGGAGAAAUUCGACCCGAAAGACAAAAUCCUCCACCGUCAGUUUGGCUGGGUCUGGGUCGCCGUCGAAGUGGAUGUCCCACUUGUCGACGCGUCCCCAUCUCGGCUCUCUUCACUAGUCUCGCCUCUCGUAGGGCGUCGUGAAUCGCCGAGCUCCGCUUUCUCCUGCUGGUUCCCGUUCCAGUCCUCUCGGUCUCGUCUCCAGAUCGCCAUCUUCCACCCUGCGGGACCAAUUUAGGCUCAGUCUCUCCGGCUUCCUCGGAGGCGCUUGUGGAAUAUGCUCCUGUUGUUCCACGGAACCUUUGGGUCUGGUGCCGGUACUCUGUCUUCGCCAUUCUGGAGCCGCCGGACCGCCUUCUCUGCCAUUUGGAACAUUCUCCCAGUCCAGAUCAUGGAUCAAUUCUCCCUUCUGGCGCAGGGGCGUCAUUGCCUCCGUUAUGGCACCCAUCAGCUCCAUAAAUCCUCGACGGAUCUCCUCUUGCAACGUCCUGCUGAUGGUGUCCGCCAUAGCACCUCUCUGCGUCUCAUGCGCUUGCGCUAUGGCGACGUUUAUGCCCGAAAGAAUUUCAGACGGCAAUUCUUUUGUGGUCUUCGGCAGAUUCCAGCUGUCGUUCUCGCCUCCUUCUGCGCCCUGGCUAUCUCCUCCUCGCUU
Drosophila subobscura is the source of this 1621-nucleotide messenger RNA. RefSeq lists its product as uncharacterized. The transcript is spliced from 2 exons. NCBI's taxonomy places the organism in Eukaryota, Metazoa, Arthropoda, Insecta, Diptera, Drosophilidae. Bases 162 to 929 code for a protein of 255 amino acids. The record is from RefSeq and is a predicted model, not a curated record.